Messenger RNA from Malassezia sympodialis ATCC 42132, 3093 nucleotides. RefSeq lists its product as uncharacterized. The transcript has 2 exons. Gene Ontology annotation, cellular component: exocyst. Lineage: Eukaryota; Fungi; Basidiomycota; Malasseziomycetes; Malasseziales; Malasseziaceae. The record is from RefSeq and is a predicted model, not a curated record. Bases 1 to 3093 code for a protein of 1030 amino acids. Gene Ontology annotation, biological process: exocytosis; Golgi to plasma membrane transport.
AUGGUGCCCCAAGCGAGUCGGUCUGUUCGCGCGUAUGUGGACGCAAGCGAUGAGGAGCGUUUCCGGCUUUUGCAUGCGGUGCUGCGCAAGCUCACGAACGAGUGGGGCUUUUUGCUCGAUGCUGAGUUCAAUCCAGUCCGCCUAUCACUGGCACUACUGCCGACUGGCUCGCUGCAUGCGCACGCAGGCGAAUUUGCGUCGCUGGCCUCGUUAAUCGAGUCAUCGCUGCAGGGCACGUUGGACGACCACUACGACUCGUUUGCGACGGCAAUCACAGUGCAUCACGGUAUGAUAUCGGCGCUUGCCGCGACACGGCGAAAGCUGCAACAUGCGCGUGAUGCACUGGGUGCACGGCGCGCCGACUUUGAGCAAAUGUGGCACCGGCUCGAAAGCGUCAAAGAGGCGAUGCGUGUGCUGGGUCUCCUUGAGCAGCUGCGCGGCGUGCCUGAGGAGCUAGAGUCGCUUAUGACUGCGAAGCAGUUCCUAGACGCGACCCAGCUGCUCAUGCGCUCACUCCGCAUGAUCCAGCGUGCCGACCUGGCCGAGCUUGGCGCUACGGCCGACUUGCGUGCGUAUCUCCGCACACAGGAGCAUGCACUCCUAGAUAUCCUGAUUGAGGAGCUGCAGAGCCACCUGUAUCUGAAGAACUACUGGUGCGAUACGCGGUGGCGCGCCUAUGUACCGGGGCAGGACGACCUGCCGGACGUGGUGCUGGGCGCCGAUGCCCCGGAAAGUACGAGUGCUCCGUCGAAGCUGCUGCCGUUCUUGGGCGCGGUGCGCGCACGUAUUCCGUACCAGGAUCCUGCGCGCAACGAAGCCGAAAUACGCCGCGCGGACGAGGCACGCGAGGCGGAGGCGGACUCCCCUGAAGCGUCUGCGGCGAGCUACGAGGAGGACAGUUUUACGUACAUGAGCAUGUUGCUGGAGUCGCUCAGUCAGCUUGGAAAGAUGGGAUACGCGCUAGACACUCUGGCGCAGCUUGUGCCGAUGGAGCUAUACCAGCUCGUCGACGCCACGAUUGAGGAAGUGCAAGCGCGCCAUGAGGCGCGCACAAGUGGCUCGACAGCUGUGCGGGUCGAGGCCGUGCUGCUUGCGCCGCACGCGACGCAUUCGGUGCUGGACGAUGGGCAUCCACGGCGCUCGUUCUCGCUCCGCGGUGCGCCUCCGCCCCGCAUUCACGCGAGCACCGAGCUGGCGGCGCUCCAGCGCGACACAGAGACGAUGCGCGACUUUUUCUGGACGCUCUUUUCUAAACUCGAGGCGGUGCUUUGUGCGCACCGCGCCGUGCAGGAGGUCGCGGGCGUGCUCAUUGCGCGCGCGAACCCUGACGAUGGGCAUGCCGCGGACCGCGCGAGUGCCGAGACGGGUCCCGCUGCACUCGCGCGCGUCUGGGACGCCGUGCAGCACGAAAUCCAGGCGCUGCUCAUUGAUUACCUGGCUGAGGACGCGGAGCGUGCGCCGACUACGCAGGCCGUUGUUCCGCUGGAUGUGGUGCUGCGGGCGCCGCGGUACGAGCGUGAGCGCAAUACGCUGUUCCGCCUGCGUGUGCCGACGCGGCCCAGUGGCUCGAUCAAGGCGGCCGCCGACGUGGUCGAUGCGGCGCUGCAUGCGAAUGUGCCCGGGCUCGUUGGACAGGACGCGUCGCAGCAGGCGGUGCUAGAGCCGCGCGCGCGCGGCGACGAGCACCUUGGCACGGGUCACCGACGUCUUGUCACGCCGUUUACAUUCACCGCCUCGGUGCUCAUUCCCCCGACGCUCGCAUUUGUGCGUCGCGCGGCGCUAGUCCUUCCCUCGGACGUGGCCACUGGCGGCGACUUUUCCCUGUUCCUCCAAGCGUUUGUGCAAGAGCGCUUUUUGCCGCUGCUAGGCAGCCAGGUGCAGACUCUUGUGCAGAGUCUAUCGCAUGCCCCUGACGCAUUCCAUGCAGAGCCUGGUGCGCGGGUCCGCGCGGCGCGGCCGGUAGUGCGCAGUGCCGUGCAGCUCGUGUCGCUCGUGGACAGCCUGUACUCUAUGAUGCAAGCGGCGCCGUUCCAGCACGCGUCUUACACGCGCCUAGUGAUUCUGGCGUUCCUGGCAUUCUAUGAGGCAUGUAAUGCGCGAUACAAAGCGCUUGUGGCCGAAGACGCCGAGGUGCUAGGUGGCCCAUGCAUGCUGAGUGCUGUUUGGGUCCAGCGCCCCGAGAUGUAUGCGUGCCUUGCUGCGGCGCUGGAGGCGGACCCCACGAGCGUGCGCGCAGCCGACUGUCGGCGCGCCGAGGCGCGCAACGAGCUGCGUCUCGCAGAGGCGUAUGAGAUUCGACGCAGUGACCUCAUCACGUCUCGUAAGCGGUUCCUGGCGCUAGGUGCGCUGCAGCACAGCCUGCACUGGCUCAGCACGCACCUCCAGCAGUUCCGCGUGGGCGACGAACGUGAGGUGGGCGAUGGCUUGCCGCUGCCCGCGACGCCCGCAUUAGCGAGUACGUGGGCGGAUGUGCCGCGCAUGUACACGACGCUCGCGCACACGGUGCUGAUGACGCUGCGUGUGGAACUGCGGCUCAAGACGCUGCAGGCAAUGGCACAGGCGAUGCAGGGCGCGUAUGUGACGGACGUGCACAACCUGGAGCCGGACGUGCACGUGGUCGACCUCAAUACGGAGCUCGCGGCGUGCCACGAAAUGUUCAAGGAGGCCAUGCUGCCUGAGCACCAUGCGUUUGUGUUUGACGGACUUGACGUGCUGAUGGAUGCGCUACUCACGCAAGCGGUGACGCGCCUGCCGGCGAUCAAUCGCUAUGGCGUGACGAAGAUGCUGCGCAACAUCCUGAGUGUGCAGCAGAACCUCAAGAAUAUUGUCGACGAGCCGCGGCGUAUUGACUUGGAGCGCAGUAAGCGCCUUUGGGAGCUCCUCACCAAGGAGCCAGAGCAGUGGCUUGCCGCGCUGCCGACGCCGCCGCCGUACACGGCCGCCGAAUACCUCGCGGUGGUGCGCCUCAGUCUAGGCCUCGAUGACGCGAAGCAGGUCCAGCCGCUCGCCGGCACAACGCAUCAGCCCGUACCGGAAGGGCGCUUUGCCGCAUGUGUCGACCAGUUGCAUCGCGCGUGGCGCGCUGAUCCGUAG